AUGUUUUCAGCUGCGAGAGCAGGCGUGCAGCUAUUGAGGACGCACUCGGCGUCGAGCACCUCGCUCUCGCGCAUUGCUGGUCUAAAGCGCCAUUAUGCUGCAGAAACACAGCCUAGUAACAUCAACGAAGCCCUUGCUCGUACCUCCGCACUCUUCAAAACAUACAAACCUGUAACUCCAGGUAUCCGACAUCUUCGGCGACCACUUAACGAUCAUCUAUGGGCAGGCCGACCAAUAAAAGCUCUUACUAUUCCGCUAAGGAAGAAGGGUGGACGGAAUAACCAAGGUCGUAUCACUAUACGACACCGUGGAGGCGGUCACAAACGACGGUUACGUACAGUCGAUUUCAUGCGCGCCGACGGGGGCCCUCAAGAUGUUAUUCGCAUAGAAUAUGACCCCGGACGUUCAGGACAUAUCGCACUCAUACGUGGAAGGGAUGCAAAUGCCAAUGGAGGCAUGCGCUACUGCUACAUUCUCGCGCCUGAAGGUCUCAGAGCUGGGGACGUUGUACAAAGCUUCAGGAACGGUAUCCCCAAAGGAACUGUACCAGGCUUUGACGGGAACUUGAAUGCGUCAUUUGCAAUACAGGAGGAUGGCACAACUUCAAAACAGACGACUACUCAGUCCCUCACUAUCGGCUUACUCCGAGCUGCCACUGUCCGUACCGGAAACGUUCUUCCUCUCAAGCUCAUUCCACCAGGAACCCCGAUCCACUGUAUCUCGCUCUUUCCCGACCGCCGAAUGACAUUGGUUCGCUCGGCGGGUACAAGCGCGACGGUCGUAACCCACGAAGAAGACGGGAGGUACACACAAGUUAAACUACAAAGCGGCGAAGUACGAAAAGUGCUACAAAGCUGUUGCGCAACGAUUGGAAAAGUCAGCAAUCCACUACAUAGAUAUCGUUCACUAGGAAAAGCAGGUCGGAAGCGAUGGCUCGGCAGAAGACCUCAUGUUCGAGGUACCGCAAUGAACAGGGUUGAUCACCCACAUGGAGGAGGUCGUGGAAAGUCCAAGGGGAACAAGCAUCCACGUUCAAUUUGGGGAUGGCUCACAAAGGGCAAGCGUACCAGGCGUCCUGGUCCAAAAGGUCCAAAGGGCAGUAAUAAGAUGGUGAUCAAGGAACGUCCGCGGGGCAAGGAGAAGAGGCAAUAGUUGAUCUGCGAUUGAAUAUUUGGGAUAUGUUCCAGCUAUUCGCGUAUAAUUACAAUGUUCGUUGUAAAAAUGGGGUUCAACAUUUUGACCUGACACAGAUUAUUCUUCGACCUCUCCUUCGUCAUCGUCGUCAUCUUCCUUCUGUCCUUUCUUAGGUUCCUUUGCAUUUUCCAAUGCCCCCACCGCAUCUCUCCAUGCAGUUAAAUCCGCACCAAUUUGUGCCUUUGCCUGCAGUGUGACAUCACGUAGUGACUUGUAAAAUUCUUGCUGCGAUCCGCCACGUGUGGCUGAAUACUCAUGCGACUUCGACGGCUGGUGAGAGUCGGGUAUCUGAGUCCCUGCUGGGGGCUUGAGGUCGU
Messenger RNA from Fomitiporia mediterranea MF3/22, 1511 nucleotides. Its product is annotated as ribosomal protein L2. The record is from RefSeq and is a predicted model, not a curated record. Gene Ontology annotation, biological process: cytoplasmic translation. The transcript has 3 exons. Lineage: Eukaryota; Fungi; Basidiomycota; Agaricomycetes; Hymenochaetales; Hymenochaetaceae. Gene Ontology annotation, molecular function: RNA binding; transferase activity; structural constituent of ribosome. Gene Ontology annotation, cellular component: ribosome; large ribosomal subunit. Bases 1 to 1152 code for a protein of 383 amino acids.